AUGGCAGCACCUCUCGGCCCUCUGUCUGAUCCAGGGGCAGAAAUCAGCCUCCUGGAAAUCAACCAGGAGCUUCAAUCCCAGCUGGAAAAAAGCCGGCAGGACUUCCGAGACCUCAAGGAGAAAUUCCUGAUAUCCGAAGCUACUGCCUACUCCCUGGCCAACCAGCUGCAGAAAUACAAGUGUGAAGAGUCCACCGACAUCAUCGAAUCCGUGCUGGGGGAGAAGGUGCGGUUUGAGAAGGGGAAGCGGGCAGACACGGUGGCUGAGAACCUCAGGCUAUGUCAUAUCCUACUUAAAGAGCUGACCCGUUUGUAUCAGAAGUUAUGGGAAGGGAAAGACAUUUCCCAACUACUCAAUAAGCACCUCGAGGACCUCCUAACCCAUGGUGACCCUGAGCAUCCCCAAGGGCCGGGCUUCCAAGAGCAACUGGCUGAGGGGCGCAGGCUGCCCAAGUGCCUUGUCCGAAAGCUCAGCGCAGAGAAUUAUGAGGAUGAGGAGGAUGAAGAAGAACAAGAAACCCUCACUCCCAGCAUGGAGCAGCAGGAAGUUGAAAAGAAGGAAGUCCUACAGGACACAGUGGAUGAGUGUGUUUUGACUCCUUCAACUCUGCAAGAAGGUUGUGAGAGCGACCAGUCCUACAGUGAUGGCGAAUUCCCAUUAGAUGAACAGGAAUUCGGCUCUGCUCUGGACUUAGCCUGUGAAUGCUCCCACACCCAAGGGGAUGAAACUCCACGUGGUCCCCCAGAAAACCGAAUUGAUCAGGAGGGGCUGAAAGGACAAGAGUCAGCUGCCCCCAGGCUCAGCAGACAGCUGGUAGAGGUGGUAGAGCAGGACAUCUCAAGGGACUCUCAGGAUGAACACUGCUUGACACAUUCCGUUCUUCCCGACCUGUCUGACUCCUACUGGCCUUACAGGAGCGCCGCCAUCUUCCUACCUGAGGAACUGGAAGUCUGUUCCUCUCUGGAAGGGACCAAAAAUCAAUUCCAUCAGGAGGAGGAAGAAGACCAGGACCAGAUAUGCCCCAGGUUCCCCAGGGAGCUGCCAGUGGCAGAAGAGAAUGAAGUCCCACAGGACUCACUGGACGAACGUUAUUUGACUUCUUCAGUUGGCCAUGACCUGCCAGACACCUGGAGGCCGUAUGCAAGUGCCUCAUCCAUAACUGAUAAGCUGGAAACCUUCCUGGGUCUGGAUGCAGAUGCUCCGAUGCAGGCUCCCUGUCACCAAGGGCCAUCAAGUGGAAACUGGACUUUCCAAAGAGCAGAGGUGCAAACUUCAGGAGCACAGACACAGCCAAGCACCCAGGUGGCCAAUAUUCUGACACCGCAGCUGGACCAGCAGUUGGAUUGUGGUGACAACAGAGCCAGGCUCGGCCUCUCCUGCACCCUCGGGAGCCUGGAUGCCAAGAUGGGUUCUGGGAACCAAUGGCCCCUCUUCCAAGAGCUGGGGUUGGAAGCUUCCAUCUGCAUGAAGAACCCUCCCAAGCUGGAUGGGGCUGCAGAGGGCUCAAGGGACAGCCAGUGUGGGUGUCACGUCUUGGGCCCCAUGAAAGCCCUCGGUGCCAUGAGACAGAAGAUUAUCAAGAGGAAACUGCAGUUCGGCAAGUGGAGACUCGCAAGCACAUUCCGUGGCCUUCAAGCUUAG
Leptonychotes weddellii (Weddell seal) is the source of this 1641-nucleotide messenger RNA. The record is from RefSeq and is a predicted model, not a curated record. Lineage: Eukaryota; Metazoa; Chordata; Mammalia; Carnivora; Phocidae.